CAAGAGGAAAAUUUCGGUUAUCGAAAUUUACAGCUACGCAACGAAGUCACAAAUAGACAUUUUUAUUUCUCGUGAAAUAUUGAGCAUCAUAACACGAUCAACUGUCGCUAAAAAAAUACAGCGUAGUAUCUUCUGUUGACUACAGUUGUAAGACCACUCGGUGGAAUGGGAGCUGUUGAGAAAGUAUAAAAGAGCUCGUGCAACGCAGCAGUUCGGGUUCUGAGGGGCAACGUUGAUUUGGGAUUAUUGGUAUUGUUUUUCAUCCGAUUGACAAUACGAAUCAUCCGGCAAUGGCCCUCAGUCAAACCAGUGUGAAUAAUUGACUGUCUUAUGGCUCCUGACAUUUAUUAUUCUUUAUUCUUAUUCCAGUUGAAAUUGUACAAUACAGUAAUAGAAGAUGUUAUUGCUGGCGUACGAGAAUCUUUUUUGGAUGAGGGAGUGGAUGAACAAGUGCUGCAGGAGCUCAAACAAAUUUGGGAAACAAAGUUAAUGUCUAGUAAAGCUGUAGAACUAAAUUCCGAUCCUCCAGAACCCCAACCACCUCAAAUGAAUGCACACAAAAUUGCACCUGCAAACAAAGCUGGAGCAAUAGGAAAUCAUUUUGUACAACAAACACCUGGAACAGUUGUACAACAACAGCAACAACCAGUUCAACUUCCUCCACAACCACAGCCGCAGCAGCAACAGCAACAGCAACAGCAACAGCAACAGACCCAUGCACAACCUGCUGGUAUACCAGUGCAACAACAAACUCCUGUUCCGGUACAACAAGUUGUUGCUACACCAGCAGCAGGAUUCGAACGACAAGUUCCCAUACAAAUCACAUUACCUGCACAAGCUAGUGUUUCCGGUGGGGAGCAACGUGUACUAACUAUACAAGUUCCUGCUUCUGCUAUUCAAGGUAACCAAUUACAUACAAUUCUAACGGGACCAGUUAUCACGGCAGCGAUGGGGCUACCUGCAAAUUUAGCAUCGACAUUAUUGCAGCAACAUGUGAAUGUGACUUUACAAGGUCAGGCAUUAACGCCUAUCCAAGUAAAUCAACCUGUGCAGGUUGUGACACAAAAUACGAACAAUGUUGUUGCUCAAAGGCCGAUUCAGAAUCAGCAACAGGGCAAUAUAGCACAAUUGGAUGGAGCGCUGGGCGAUUCGUCUGAUGACGAAGAAGAAGAAGAAGAAGAAGAUAAUGACGAUGAUGAUGAGGAUAUGGAUGAUAAGGAGGAGGAUGAGAAUGACGAAGCCGCAGCACGUGAAGAGGAACCAUUAAAUUCGGAAGAUGACGUUACGGAUGAUGAUCCCACUGAUUUGUUUGAUACAGAUAAUGUUGUUGUUUGCCAGUACGACAAGAUAACGAGGAGCCGGAACAAGUGGAAAUUUUAUCUAAAGGAUGGUAUAAUGAACCUAAGUGGUAAGGAUUAUGUGUUCCAAAAAGCAAAUGGCGACGCAGAAUGGUGAACCCUUGUCGCAUAGUUGUGAUACGUCGAGUUCUAUGAUCACCACCAUCAUUCAGGGAUAAUUUGAAAGCAGCUCUUAACACGUGUUCAUAAUGAAAAUUCGUGGUUCCGAGAUGAAGAAAUGUACGACUACCAUGAAAAAAAGGCAUACAGUCGUGAUAAGGUGUUGUGAAUAAAAAUAAAUUAAAUAGUGCAAAGUACUGAAUGUUAGAUUUGCCUAGACAAGCACCUGGCUAAAACUGGAACUCCUAAUAUACAUUAAAUUUGUUGUCUUUUUUUUUCUUAGUGUAAUAAUCAUUUGUCUUUCCGUUGCUUUUAAAUAUUGACACGAAAAUAUAAUCAUAUCGACAGCGUGAUAUCAUUUUUUAAAACAACGUGCCUGCUAGAAACGCAGUACUUAACAGUUUUGCAAGAAUGUAGCUCCAUUUGUUAUACGUAUUAUAAAAAUACAUAAUAAACACCAACAGGCCUCUCCAUUUUCCAACCAUAAGAAAAACGCGUGCUUUCCUUAGGAAAAUUCGUUCCUAAACUUUGGAUUUAUUCGGGUAUAGACAGAUACGAUGACAUGUCCUAGAUAACGGAAAUUACAGUAAGCCUGUGGCUCAUGUCAAAUAUGACAAAUAUAAUCUCUUCAAAAGAUUGAAGUUAAACGAGUAACAAUUGUUUGAGUUCACUUAUAUCCAUUGACGCAGAUUGUGAAUCUCUUCACGGUGGAAAGAAGGAAAAGUCAUGUGUAUAUAGAAAAAGGAUAGUUGCGUUUCACGGUUUCACAUGCGUACGCUUGAAGAAAUAAAUGUGUCUUAUAAUGUUACUAGCAUAUAAUACUAUCAUUACUAUUAUAAUAAUUAUAUUAUUAUUACCAUUAUUAUUGUGACAAAGAUAUGCUUAAAUUUGUACAUGUACUUAAAGUGUGGGUGAGUCGAUGGGAAAGUGUAAAAAUUCACAAUCGUCGAUUAAUUAAAAAAAAAGUACUUUCAACUUUAA
Molecule: messenger RNA, 2438 nt
Organism: Cephus cinctus (wheat stem sawfly)
Lineage: Eukaryota; Metazoa; Arthropoda; Insecta; Hymenoptera; Cephidae
Gene: TfIIA-L
Product: transcription initiation factor IIA subunit 1
Exons: 8
Coding region: 331-1455 (374 amino acids)
Biological process (GO): transcription initiation at RNA polymerase II promoter; transcription by RNA polymerase II
Cellular component (GO): transcription factor TFIIA complex
Source: RefSeq, a predicted model, not a curated record